GUGGGAAGUGCUUGAGAAUAUCCAGGAUAUUACUUUGGCUUUUUCGUGAAAAAAUCCUGAUUUUCCAACGUAUUUCAUCACAACUGUUGUAAAAUAUCCCACUCCAAUAAGUUCACGCAUCAGAAAAGGCAUUUCGAUCCGAAAAUGCCCACCGCGAGCGCCGCAUCAUGGGUGAAAUUCUUCACCAAUGCCGGCAUUCCGUCGCAAGCGGCCGCCGGAUAUGCUCAUGUAUUUGUCGAAAAUCGAAUACAGAUGGAUAUGCUGAUGGAUCUUAACAAGGAGUACCUCCGGGAGAUGGGGAUCACUACGAUGGGUGACAUCAUAGCAAUACUGCGCCACUCAAAGGUGGUAAGCGAUCAGAGCGCUCGUGACCGGGUGCUAUCCACACCGGUGGAAGAAGGUAGCAAUGGUAGUUCCUCCGUGCCGGUUGCGGCUGUUUCGGCGACUCAGAGUUCCGGUCCGAAAUCGGUGGUUUCCAGGCCCAGUUCAACAGUAUCCCUUCCUAGUAAACCGCGUCGGAUUUUCCCAGAGCACAAAGUCACACUGCCCACAAGUGGCAACAGUGUUCGGUCUGUCAAUGAAGUUCCAGAUAGGAAAACUUUUUCGGCAUCGUCGUUGAUUAGUGGUAGCGCAAGUAAGAAAGCAGAUGUCUUCAAGAGACUUUCACACAACUCGGACGAUAAUGUUGACGAGGACGGGGACUUUGGCCGUCGUGAAACACCUUCGAAACUUGCAUCGAAGGUAACCCUCAAGGGCAUAGAACAGUUUAGACCCAGUAAGAGUUCUACGUCGAUUUUCUCUCGCCUUGGAGGAAAGAGCAAACGGGACAUAACGGAUGGUCCCACUGGAAUUUUGAAAAAAUCACCCAAUAAACCUCUCAUAUCGGAUCGCAAAAUUACCACAACUUCACAGAAGGUAAUUCUGGUCAAAAAGAUACCCGCCAAGGCGGUCACCGUUUCGGACGAAGAAGACUUUCGUAUGCGCAAGGGUAACAGUCGUCAGCGGUCUUACAGCGACCGUAUGGAUACAGGAGAACCUCUGAAGAUGGUGUCAUUCUCCGAGGAGGAUGAAGUGCUCGAAAUAGAUCCUCGCCCUGUGGGCCAAGCCUCUCCGAAAGGUGGUGCUCGAAUGCGGUUCAAUGAACGGGAAAUACCCGUACGAUCAAGACUUGGCCAUUCGCCGAAGCAGCAAGUUUCUCCUCUGCGUGGACCGAAGAAAACGGUCUAUAUGAAAGGCCAAAAAUCGCCAGCUGGUAACAUCACAACCCUGUCGCCUUCGUCGCUAUCGCGAUCGAAGAUGAAGGCCGACGCGAUGCUGCUUCGCAGCGAAUUACCCAUCAAGAAUCGACUGAAUAUGGCCGCACGAAGUGGUUCUCCUGGCAAAAAGGUGACCGCCAACAACAGGAAUGAUCGGCUGAGCCUGGAUUCAAAGUUGGCUAAUUUGAAACUGAAGGGACCGGGAAAACCGACGUCGGGUGGCAGAAAAAGCGUACCUAGUGGAAGCGUGUUCGACCGGUUGGGAUACAAUAGAAAAUGAACGGGAUGGGGUAACUUGUGCGUUUGCCCUGUGUCUAUAGAGUUUAGUUUGUCUAUGCCAACAAUAUACAUACAUUUGAAGGAUUAUCUACUCCGAAUGGAAGGAUGAUCGCCAACAAUAUUGAAAGAUUUGUUUGUUUGACGGAAUAUGAAUCGAAUGAAUUGACCAUUAUUAGCCGUAUUCUGUAUUUUCCGUGGAUUUCAUUUUCAGUGUUCUAUUUACAUUGAUAAUUUCAGUCGACAGCAGAGUAAAUCUUAUCUUUUGAAUCGAUUUGUUCACCUAGCGUUAGUGUUAGUAUUCUGGCUCCAAAUAUGAUGAGAGUACCUCAU
Molecule: messenger RNA, 1865 nt
Organism: Ochlerotatus camptorhynchus
Lineage: Eukaryota; Metazoa; Arthropoda; Insecta; Diptera; Culicidae
Exons: 4
Coding region: 145-1536 (463 amino acids)
Cellular component (GO): nucleus
Molecular function (GO): protein binding
Source: RefSeq, a predicted model, not a curated record